CCCCCACUACUUCCCCCUUUUGUUAAUUAAAACUAAGAAGUCAGAAUGGGAACGAGGUGCCCGGCUCCCGUGGAGAAAGCUUAAGGACACCACGCCAGUUCUUUCCUGCCUCCCUUCCGAGAUGGAAAGAGGAGCUCCUAGCUCACUUAAGCCGGGGUAGGGCUGGUUCUCCUUUCCGAGCCAAAAUCCCAGGCGAUGGUGAAUUAUGAACGUGCCACACCAUGAAGCUCUUGUGGCAGGUAACUGUGCACCACACCUGGAAUGCCGUCCUGCUCCCCGUCGUCUACCUCACGGCGCAAGUGUGGAUUCUGUGUGCAGCCAUCGCUGCUGCCGCCUCGGCCGGGCCCCAGAACUGCCCCUCCGUGUGCUCGUGCAGUAACCAGUUCAGCAAGGUGGUGUGCACCCGCAGGGGCCUGUCUGAGGUCCCCCAGGGUAUUCCCUCCAACACCCGGUACCUCAACCUCAUGGAAAACAACAUCCAGAUGAUCCAGGCCGACACCUUCCGACACCUCCACCACCUGGAGGUCCUGCAGUUGGGCAGGAACUCCAUCCGACAGAUCGAGGUGGGGGCCUUCAAUGGUCUGGCCAGCCUCAACACCCUGGAGCUCUUUGACAACUGGCUGACAGUCAUCCCCAGCGGGGCCUUUGAAUACCUGUCCAAGCUGCGGGAGCUCUGGCUUCGCAACAACCCCAUAGAAAGCAUCCCCUCCUAUGCCUUCAACCGGGUGCCCUCCCUCAUGCGCCUGGACUUGGGGGAGCUCAAGAAGCUGGAGUACAUCUCUGAGGGGGCUUUUGAGGGACUGUUUAACCUCAAGUACCUGAACUUGGGCAUGUGCAACAUUAAAGACAUGCCCAACCUCACCCCCUUGGUGGGGCUGGAGGAGCUAGAGAUGUCAGGGAACCACUUCCCCGAGAUCAGGCCUGGCUCCUUCCAUGGCCUCAGCUCCCUCAAGAAGCUGUGGGUCAUGAACUCACAGGUCAGCUUGAUUGAGCGGAAUGCUUUUGAUGGGCUGGCUUCACUUGUGGAGCUCAACUUGGCCCACAAUAACCUCUCUUCUUUGCCCCACGACCUCUUCACCCCACUGAGGUACCUGGUGGAGUUGCACCUACACCACAAUCCCUGGAACUGUGAUUGUGAUAUUCUGUGGCUAGCCUGGUGGCUUCGGGAAUAUAUCCCCACCAACUCUACCUGCUGUGGCCGCUGUCACGCGCCCAUGCACAUGCGUGGCCGCUACCUGGUGGAAGUGGACCAGGCCUCCUUCCAGUGCUCUGCCCCCUUCAUCAUGGAUGCCCCUCGGGAUCUCAAUAUCUCCGAAGGUCGGAUGGCAGAACUUAAGUGUCGGACUCCCCCUAUGUCCUCUGUGAAGUGGUUGCUGCCCAAUGGGACAGUGCUCAGCCACGCCUCCCGCCACCCACGGAUCUCUGUCCUCAAUGAUGGCACCUUGAACUUUUCCCAUGUGCUGCUCUCAGACACGGGGGUAUACACAUGCAUGGUGACCAAUGUGGCAGGCAACUCCAAUGCCUCGGCCUACCUCAAUGUGAGCACGGCCGAGCUCAACACCUCCAACUACAGCUUCUUCACCACAGUGACAGUGGAGACCACGGAGAUCUCGCCUGAGGACACAACACCGAAGUACAAGCCUGUUCCUACCACGUCUACUGGUUACCAGCCGGCAUAUACCACCUCUACCACGGUGCUCAUUCAGACUACCCGUGUGCCCAAGCAGGUGGCAGUACCCGCAACAGACACCACUGACAAGAUGCAGACCAGCCUGGAUGAAGUCAUGAAGACCACCAAGAUCAUCAUUGGCUGCUUUGUGGCAGUGACUCUCCUGGCUGCCGCCAUGUUGAUUGUCUUCUACAAACUUCGGAAGCGGCACCAGCAGCGGAGUACAGUGACAGCCGCCCGGACAGUUGAGAUUAUCCAGGUGGAUGAAGACAUCCCAGCGGCGGCAUCUGCAGCAGCAGCAACAGCAGCUCCAUCCGGUGUAUCAGGUGAGGGGGCAGUAGUGCUGCCCACAAUUCAUGACCAUAUUAACUACAACACCUACAAACCAGCACAUGGGGCCCACUGGACAGAAAACAGCCUGGGGAACUCUCUGCACCCCACAGUCACCACUAUCUCUGAACCUUACAUAAUUCAGACCCAUACCAAGGACAAGGUACAGGAAACUCAAAUAUGACACCCCCUCCCCCAAAAAACUUAUAAAAUGCAAUAGAAUGCACAAAAAAAAAAAAAAGACAGCAACUUUUGUACAGAGUGGGGAGAGACUUUUUCUUGUAUAUGCUUAUAUAUUAAAUCUAUGGGCUGGUUAAAAAAAACAGAUUAUAUUAAAAUUUAAAAACAAAAAAAUCAAAACAAAACUAUUUUCUAACUUGUAAGUUCUAUUUAAAGGGGGAGGGGGAGGGGAAUGUUGGGAAUGUUGUGGGGUACAAACCACAAAUCAACUUGCUAUGUUGCCAGAUGGGAUUUCUGGUAUAAGGUUGCUAAGAUAAAACAAACUAAAACAAUGAACAUCCCUUAAGAGGUGGGUACAGGCUGCAGAAGUGAUAGGAGAGAGAGGUUGACUCUUGUCAUUUUCUAAGAAGAUGCUUCAUAGGAUACAAGAAUACCCAUUUCUACAGACAUCUUUCUUAAGCUGAGAGCUGUCUUUGCAGAUUUAUCUUAUUUAAAAAGAAAAUACAAAAAAAAAAAAAAAAAAAA
This is a messenger RNA of Tupaia belangeri chinensis (Chinese tree shrew), 2704 nucleotides long. It is a transcript of the gene LRRC4, whose product is annotated as leucine rich repeat containing 4. Gene Ontology annotation, biological process: synaptic membrane adhesion; excitatory synapse assembly; postsynaptic density protein 95 clustering. Gene Ontology annotation, cellular component: glutamatergic synapse; plasma membrane; postsynaptic density membrane. Gene Ontology annotation, molecular function: protein binding. Bases 222 to 2183 code for a protein of 653 amino acids. The record is from RefSeq and is a predicted model, not a curated record. Lineage: Eukaryota; Metazoa; Chordata; Mammalia; Scandentia; Tupaiidae. The transcript is spliced from 2 exons.